GUUAUGACAGAUACUACAAUAAAUACAUCAAUGUGAGGAAAGGGGGCCUUGGUGGCAUCUCCAUGGUGCUCGCUGGGUAUGUUGUUGUCAGCUACAUCUGGAGCUACAGUCACCUGAAGCAUGACCGUCACAGGAAGUACCACUGA
Antrostomus carolinensis (chuck-will's-widow) is the source of this 146-nucleotide messenger RNA. RefSeq names its product ATP synthase membrane subunit f (gene ATP5MF). The annotation marks the transcript as partial. Gene Ontology annotation, molecular function: proton-transporting ATP synthase activity, rotational mechanism. NCBI's taxonomy places the organism in Eukaryota, Metazoa, Chordata, Aves, Caprimulgiformes, Caprimulgidae. Gene Ontology annotation, cellular component: proton-transporting ATP synthase complex. Gene Ontology annotation, biological process: proton motive force-driven mitochondrial ATP synthesis. The record is from RefSeq and is a predicted model, not a curated record. The transcript has 2 exons.